CUUUCUUUCUAGUUUUGGUUUGAAUCUUUCAGGCAGAAGUGGGGGGUUUGGAGGUCUCCCCUCACCAUGGAUCACUCUCUGUUCGGUUGCCUCCGCAGCCCCCACGCCCCCCCUCAGGGUCUGCACCCCGCCAUCACCUCCUCACCUUUGACCCUGCACGGCCGGAGUGACCACAUCUCUUACCUGGACCUACCCAGCUCCUCGCCGCCUUGCAGCUUCUCUCCAGGUGAGGAUAAUGGAGUCUUCAGCGCCCCAGCACAUCGAGCUCACCUGUCCCAGCAGCCCCCGCCCGGCUGGCCCGCCCCCCUGCAGAUGUCCUCACAGAACACUCGACACGGCGUCUGUCUGCCUCCGCUCGAGGCCUCGGCCCCAGAACUUUGCUCAGAAAGCUCAAACCUGUGCAGAACAAACCCAGGUUUGGACCGUGGAGACCAAACGGGCGUAUCAGUGGAUUAUGGACAGGAGGGUCUAUCCUCUGAGGAUGCAGAGAGAAGGAGCAGUAAAGGACAGAGUGAAAUAACAGAGUCCCUGGACGGGAGCUAUAAGUCAGACAUGAACAGCAAGCCGAGGAAGGAUCGCACGGCCUUCACCAAAGAACAGAUCCGAGAGCUGGAGUCGGAGUUCGCUCACCACAACUAUCUGACCCGACUGAGACGCUACGAAAUCGCCGUCAACCUCGACCUCACUGAAAGACAAGUAAAAGUUUGGUUCCAGAACAGGAGGAUGAAGUGGAAGCGUGUAAAAGGAGGCCAGCAGGGGGCAGCGGCACGGGAGAAAGAACUGGUGAAUGUAAAAAAAGGGACGUUACUGCCGUCUGAGUUUUCGGGGAUCAUAGGGUUGCAACGCUCAUCGAGCCCGCCGAGGACGACCACCGAGGAGGACAGUCAGGACAGCGACCAGAGCUCCCAGCAGCUUCAGCUAUGACUGAUAAUGGUGCUACUGGGCAAGACAGACGCCACAGACACACCGGUGAGAAGCAAAACAAAAAAUCACAUAUAGAGCUUCCUGAGAGGAAAGACUGUAAAGUGUGAUCAUUCCAGAGAUGCUUUAAAUUGAAGAAAGGACUUUUUGCACUGUGACCUUUAAUGUCAAAUUCUUCUCCAACAACAAAUUAAACAUCCAAAUGUUUCUACAAUGAAGUGCACUCCUUCUGUUGAAUUUCAAUAAUUUAUCAGUCAAAGGCUGUAACCUCUUUCAAUCCAAACCUUCUCAUGUGAGUUUUUACAUUAUGAAAUAAUGUAAAUGGAGUUUUUAUUAUUAUCUUAAUUUGCUUCUCACCUUGA
Messenger RNA from Labrus bergylta (ballan wrasse), 1283 nucleotides. Its product is annotated as homeobox protein MOX-2-like. The record is from RefSeq and is a predicted model, not a curated record. Gene Ontology annotation, cellular component: nucleus. Lineage: Eukaryota; Metazoa; Chordata; Actinopteri; Labriformes; Labridae. Gene Ontology annotation, molecular function: DNA-binding transcription factor activity, RNA polymerase II-specific; RNA polymerase II cis-regulatory region sequence-specific DNA binding. Gene Ontology annotation, biological process: positive regulation of transcription by RNA polymerase II; somite development.